Molecule: messenger RNA, 840 nt
Organism: Canis lupus familiaris (dog)
Lineage: Eukaryota; Metazoa; Chordata; Mammalia; Carnivora; Canidae
Gene: HAVCR2
Product: hepatitis A virus cellular receptor 2
Exons: 7
Coding region: 1-840 (279 amino acids)
Source: RefSeq, marked inferred
AUGGUUUCACAUCUUUCCUUUGACUGUGUCCUGCUGUUGCUGCUACUCCUCACAAGGUCUUCAGAAGGGGCAUAUGUAGCUGAAGUGGGUCAGAAUGCUGAUCUGCCCUGCACCUACUCUCCAACCACUUCUGAGAAUCUUGUACCUAUCUGCUGGGGCAAGGGAUCCUGUCCUGUGUUUGAAUGUCAUAAUACGGUGCUCAGCACAGAUGGAAGGAACUUGAAAUAUCAGACAUCCAACAGAUACCGGCUAAUGAGGAAUUUCCACAAAGGAGAUGUGUCCUUGACUAUAGAGAAUGUGACUCUAGCCGACAGUGGGACCUAUUGCUGCCGGAUCCAAUUCCCAGGCCUAAUGAAUGAUAAAAAGUCAAACCUGGAGUUGGUCAUCAAACCGGCCAAGGUCAUUGCUACUUGGACUCCAUGGAGAGACUUCACUGCACCCUUUCCACUGAUGCUCACCACCAAGGGACAUGGCUCAGAGACACAGACACUGGUGGCCCUCCAUGAUAAACAAACUCAAAUACCCACAUUGGCUAAUGAGUUAGAAGAUGCUGGUGCGACCACCAGACUAGGCGUCUACAUUGGAGCAGGGAUCUCCGCUGGGCUGGCUCUCAUUUUUAUCAUUGGUGCUUUAAUUCUCACAUGGUAUUCAUAUAGCAAAGAGAAGUUACAGAAUUCAAGCCUCGUCACUUUGGCCAACCCCUCCCCCUUGGGGUUAGCAAAUACGGGAGCAGAAGGAAUGCGCUCACAGGAAAACAUCUACAUCAUUGAGGAGAAUAUAUAUGAAAUGGAAGAUCCCUAUGAAUACUAUUGCUAUGUCAACAGUGAGCAGCAAUCCUGA